Messenger RNA from Scleropages formosus (Asian bonytongue), 492 nucleotides. Its product is annotated as histone H2B-like. Gene Ontology annotation, molecular function: structural constituent of chromatin; protein heterodimerization activity; DNA binding. NCBI's taxonomy places the organism in Eukaryota, Metazoa, Chordata, Actinopteri, Osteoglossiformes, Osteoglossidae. The transcript has a single exon. The coding region runs from base 1 to 492 and encodes 163 amino acids. The record is from RefSeq and is a predicted model, not a curated record. Gene Ontology annotation, cellular component: nucleosome.
AUGAAUCGGCUCUUAAUUCGCGGUGUUUAUUUGCAACUUAGCGCUUAUAUAAAGCAGAGUGCAAGGAGGAAAUUUUUGCUGUUUUUUAAAAAAAGAAAUUCUGUUAGUGGUGCUAUUAUACCUGAUCCUGCAAAAUCCGCCCCCAAGAAGGGCUCGAAGAAAGCCGUGACAAAGACAGCAAGCAAAGGAGGGAAGAAGCGCAGAAAGUCUAGGAAAGAGAGCUACGCAAUUUAUGUGUAUAAGGUGCUAAAGCAGGUCCACCCCGCCACCGGCAUCUCUUCUAAAGCUAUGGGCAUCAUGAACUCGUUCGUGAACGAUAUUUUCGAGCGCAUCGCCGGUGAGGCUUCUCGUUUGACUCAUUACAACAAGCGUUCGACUAUCACUUCCCGGGAGAUUCAGACCGCCGUGCUCCUCCUGCUGCCCAGUGAACUGGCCAAGCAUGCGGUGUCCGAGGGUACCAAGGCUGUCACUAAGUACACGAGCUCAAAGUAA